This is a messenger RNA of Exophiala spinifera, 1002 nucleotides long. RefSeq lists its product as uncharacterized. Gene Ontology annotation, molecular function: oxidoreductase activity, acting on the CH-OH group of donors, NAD or NADP as acceptor. The record is from RefSeq and is a predicted model, not a curated record. The transcript has a single exon. Bases 1 to 1002 code for a protein of 333 amino acids. Lineage: Eukaryota; Fungi; Ascomycota; Eurotiomycetes; Chaetothyriales; Herpotrichiellaceae.
AUGAAGGUUCUUCUGAGCGGAGGUUCAGGCUUCAUCGCCGCCCACUGUGUGGACAUUCUACUCCAGCACGGCCAUGACGUAGUCUUCACUGUCCGUUCAGACGAAAAGGGCCAGAAGAUCCUCAACAACCAUCCAGGGACACCUGCCAGCAAGCUCAGCUAUGUGAUCGUCAAAGACAUUGCCCAAGAGACAGCGUUCGAUGAGGCUGUCAAGUCAGACCCCCCUUUCGAGGCUGUCCUUCACACAGCUUCGCCUUUCCACUUCAACGUCACGGACGUGAAGAAGGACCUACUCGAUCCAGCCGUCAUCGGAACGACUGGUAUCCUGAAGGCCGUGAAGAAAUCGGCUCCAUCAGUCAAGCGUGUGGUCAUCACCUCGUCAUUCGCCGCCAUCCUCAACGCGGCCAACCAUGCCAAGACGUACUCGGAGAAGAAUUGGAACCCCAUCACCGAGGAAGAGGCGGUGCAGAAUCCCUCAAAUGGCUACCGAGCGAGUAAGACAUUCGCCGAAAAGGCUGCGUGGGAUUUUGUAGCCAACGAGAAGCCCAAUUUCGACGUUGCGACAAUCAAUCCGCCAUUGGUGUUUGGUCCCGUUGUUCACUACCUCAACUCUUUGGAUACUAUCAACACCUCGAACGAGCGUGUCCGAAACAUGAUCCAAGGCAAGUUCAAGGAUGGCCUGCCGCCGUCAGGGGUGUUCCUGUGGGUUGAUGUCAGAGAUGUGGCUCUGGCACAUGUCAAGGCGAUGGAAGUGCCCGAAGCUGGAGGACAACGAUUCUUUUGCACCGCUGGACAUAUGUCCAAUGGGGAGGUUGCCAGCAUAAUCAAGAAGAAUUUCCCAGCUUUCGCCGACAAACUUCCGGCAGAUCUCUCGAGCGAUGCGCCUGCGGAUGUCUAUGGCUUCGACAACUCGCAAAGCAAGAAGGUGCUGGGCAUCGAGUAUCGAAGUCUUGAAGACAGUAUAGUAGACACUGUCAACUCCUUACUUGCUGUUGGGUUGUGA